Messenger RNA from Merops nubicus (carmine bee-eater), 245 nucleotides. RefSeq names its product charged multivesicular body protein 1b-like. The transcript is spliced from 2 exons. The annotation marks the transcript as partial. Gene Ontology annotation, biological process: protein transport; late endosome to vacuole transport; endosome transport via multivesicular body sorting pathway. Gene Ontology annotation, cellular component: multivesicular body; ESCRT III complex. The record is from RefSeq and is a predicted model, not a curated record. Lineage: Eukaryota; Metazoa; Chordata; Aves; Coraciiformes; Meropidae.
AACAUCUCUUUAAUCUGAAGUUUGCUGCCAAGGAACUCAACAGGAACUCCAAAAAAUGCGACAAAGAGGAAAAAGCUGAGAAAGCCAAGAUUAAAAAGGCCAUCCAGAAGGGGAACAUGGAGGUGGCUCGGAUCCACGCGGAGAACGCCAUCCGCCAGAAGAACCAGGCCAUCAACUUCCUGCGCAUGAGCGCCAGGGUGGACGCCGUGGCAGCCAGGGUGCAGACUGCAGUCACCAUGGGCAAG